This is a messenger RNA of Fonsecaea multimorphosa CBS 102226, 999 nucleotides long. RefSeq lists its product as uncharacterized. Gene Ontology annotation, molecular function: methyltransferase activity. The record is from RefSeq and is a predicted model, not a curated record. NCBI's taxonomy places the organism in Eukaryota, Fungi, Ascomycota, Eurotiomycetes, Chaetothyriales, Herpotrichiellaceae. The coding region runs from base 1 to 999 and encodes 332 amino acids. The transcript is spliced from 3 exons.
AUGGCGAGUGAAGCAGGAGAAUCAAUCAUCCCAUCUGAACCCGAUCAAGGGCAAGAGGAACAGGAGCUGGACUCAGCCUACGGCGAAGACACCGCAAGUGAGACUGUCUCGUUGACGUCUUCCAUCACCAAAUACCGGUUUGAAAAUGGACGGCGGUAUCACGCAUACAACGAUGGCGCAUACUGGGGUCCCAAUGAUGAUGCGCAGAACGACCAACUCGAUAUCGCACACCAUAUUUUCUUCCUACUCUUCGACAACAAGCUCUUUCAAGCCCCCAUCGGCUCCAGCCCUCAGGAAGUGCUCGAUGUGGGCACCGGCACCGGUAUCUGGGCCAUCGACUUCGCCGACCAAUUCCCCUCUGCAAUUGUAACCGGGACAGAUCUAUCGCCCAUUCAACCCGACUGGGUCGCGCCUAAUUGCCGCUUUGUGAUCGAAGACUGCACCGGGGAAUGGAGUUUUGCUCCGAAUCGUUUCGACUAUAUCCACGUUCGCUGCCUUUUCGGGUCGGUCGCAGACUGGCCCACCUUCUAUCAAGAAGUGUAUGCACACCUGAAACCGGGAGGGUGGUUCGAACAGGUCGAGUACAGCGUCGAUUGGAUUGCAGACGACGAUUCGAUCCCGGAAGGGCACAUCUUCCGUAAAUCCUCUGCGCUGUACAUCGAGGCCGGGGAAAAGAACGGGAAGACAUUCAGGAUCCUCGACCUCCAGAAGGAUUAUGUCCAAAAGGCGGGUCUUAUCAAUGUGACGGAGAAGCGAUACAAGAUGCCACUUGGACCGUGGGCGAAGGACAAGAAACUAAAGGAGAUUGGACGAUGGCAUCUCUUAGAGGCUAAUCAAGGGCUCGAGGGAUGGACAUUGGCACUUUUUACGCGCGUUUUAGGCUGGACUCUUGACGAGGUGCAAGUAUUCAUGGCACAGGUGCGACAAGGAUUCAAAGACAGAAGCGUCCAUGCAUAUACGAGAGUCUCUGUCGUCUAUGGGCAGAAGCCGCUGAGAUAG